UGGGGACGUGGCUUAGGGACUUGCUCUUCCAAGACCAGCAAAGGUGCAUGGCUCCUCCCUUGCUUGUUCUAGGCACCUCCCAGGCAGCAUCGGAAACAACGGCUACAGGAAUCACUACCACCACAGGCACCACUGUGACUGCCAGCAGAGCCUCUGGAACCACGGAAGUGUCUAUACCAGGCACCUCCAAGGAAGUGUUGGUAACAGCCACUGCUCCUGGAGUUGCAUCUGUAGCCAGUGCCACUCCCACCAGCAUUGGCAAGACCGCUGGACCUGGAGUGCAGACAGGCACCUCCCGGCAAGCUUUGGAAACAACCACGACCACAGCCAUCACUACUAGAGGUACCACCUCCAGUGGCAUCCAAGAGACCUCUGGACCUGGAGUGCGGACAGGCGCCUCUGUGGUAUCCACGGGCAUCACGGCCACCUCAGGACGUCCCCAAGCAGGAACCUCCAAGGAAGCAACGGAAACGAGCAGCACGCCUGGAAUUCCCACCUCGGGGUGCCCACCAUCACCUCCUCCAGCUCCAGUCUGUCGCGGCCCACUAGGAGAAGAGAAGUCGCCUGGAGAUGUAUGGAUCUCCAACUGCCACAAAUGUACCUGCACUGACGCCAGCGCCGUGGACUGCCAGCCUCAGGAAUGCCCUUCCGCACCCACGUGCCAGAGCGGGGAGAAGCUUGUUCAGUUCCAGUCCAAUGACACCUGUUGUACUAUCGGAUACUGUGAACCAAGAACAUGCUUAUUUAACAAUACUGACUAUAAGAUUGGAGCUUCCUUUGCGGACCCCAGCAACCCGUGCGUGUCCUACGCGUGCAGCCUCACUGGCUUCGUCGCAGUGGUGCAGGACUGCCCGAGGCAGAGCUGGUGUGCAGAGGAAGACAGAAUCUAUGAUUCGAACAACUGUUGCUAUAAAUGUAAAAGUAGUUGCGUGACUUCCCUCGUGAACGUGACCGUUCGCUACAACGGCUGCAAGAGUAAAGUUCAGAUGGCGAGAUGUGUAGGGGAGUGCAAGAAGACCGUCAGAUACAAUUACGACAUCUUCCAGUUGGAGAGCUCAUGCCUUUGUUGCAGAGAGGACGACUACGAGUUCCGAGACAUCGCUCUCACGUGCCCCGACGGCAGCACCAUCUCUUACACCUACCGGCACGUCACCACCUGCUCGUGCUUAGACAGCUGCCAACAAGCUACCACACCCGCGCCCAGCUAGCUCCUUCGCCACCUUACCCGUGGGAGCCGGCUCGGUAUUUUAUAAGCAAAGAAGCUUAUCGCUGGACAGUGAGAAUAACUAAACAUUUGUAUCUUACUCAGAACCGGAGUUCUCAUUAUUAAUGAGUCAUUUUGUCCUCUUGUUGACAGAAUCUGUAAAAUAAAGACAACUUUGCAGUGACUGGGCCUGUGGGUGAAUUUUAUGAGCCAAGGAGAAACUGAGUCACGUGACCUACCAGUACUCCCUUGUCCACACCGUUUACCACUUCUGUCCAGAGUGCACUUGGGGUUCUCUGCCCACUUCUGCAUGCAGCUGCCUCCGAGCCCGAAGACGCUACUGGCACCGUCCUGACCGCUGUCUUCAGGCUCCGACGUCAUUUCAUUCUUCCUUUCCGUAAAGGCUCUUCUUGCUCUUUGUACACCAGAAGUUUGGAUGCCUACUUUCACAGACACUUCUCAGAACCCUUGAAAUUUUACUUUUCCAAUGUCACCCUCUCUCAUUCCACUUGUGUUCCUGCUGAUUUCAUCAACACAAGUAGAUGUGCUUGCUCUCUGCGGAUGGCCAGUCCACGUCUCCAGUUUCUCUGAAUUCAACAGAUGUUCCUGGAUGUCCCAUAGGUGCAGCAAUUCAACAAGACCAAACCAAAAUUAAAUUUCAUUCUCCCCAGCUCACUCCUCUGCUUGUAGUCAGUGAAGAGAAGAGGUGAGAUUGACUAACACUGUAAUGCUCAUCUUCAGUAUAUUUGACCAUUUUACCGCCUCGCAUUCAUAUACUUCUUCAUGUAUAGACAUCCAUGGGCAUACCAAAGAUAUUAUGGAAACAUUCAAUGAUUAAUUGAAAUUGGUUUAUCAUAAUACACUUUCCUUGAACUUUUUGAUGAUGCCUUGUGUGCAUAUAAAUAUACAUACACACAUACAAUACA
Molecule: messenger RNA, 2130 nt
Organism: Oryctolagus cuniculus (rabbit)
Lineage: Eukaryota; Metazoa; Chordata; Mammalia; Lagomorpha; Leporidae
Source: RefSeq, a predicted model, not a curated record